This is a messenger RNA of Fusarium sp. VM40, 714 nucleotides long. NCBI's taxonomy places the organism in Eukaryota, Fungi, Ascomycota, Sordariomycetes, Hypocreales, Nectriaceae. The record is from the annotation of a GenBank genome assembly.
AUGAGUCGCUCAUUGACGAGUCGCCUCGCGGCGCAAACGCUCUUUCGAAGCUCCCGAGUCGCCGUCCCGAAUCCGACAUUCCAAAUCGUUCGAUCGAUCUCGCAAACGACUUCCCUCAAUGAUGAGAAGCCCAAGAGAGUCGUUAACCGACCCAGUACGGCCUCAAUCCUAGAGAAUAUUUACGGCCCUCAGGAGACAACCAAGACCCGCUCAUCUCCUAACAAUGCUAUGGCCAACCUCUCCCAGAGCCUCGUCUUCAAGACCCUCGACAAGUCCAACAUCGAUACGAGCGCUCUGUCUUCCAGAAACACAGGUCGACAGGUACAGGCAAAGGAAGACGAUAUUGAGCCUUAUCACUUCCACAUCUACUCUUCCAAACACAACACUCACAUUACUUGCACCAAGCCCAACCGGGACCCCAUCAUAUCUCUAUCGGCAGGCAACAUUGGUUUCCGCAAGUCUCGCCGUGGUACAUUCGAUUCCGCCUACUCCCUUACCAAGUAUGUUCUGGAAAGAUUAAUUCACACCGGUUGGCCCAUGAAGAUGAACCGGCUGGAGGUUGUGUUGCGAGGAUUCGGUCAGGGACGCGAGGCUGCUCUCAAAGUCUUGAUGAGCCCCGAGGGCAAGAUCCUGCGAGACAAGAUUGUCCGUGUGGCCGACUCAACAAGAAUUAAGUUUGGUGGUACCAGGAGUGAGAAGCCUAGACGUCUAUAA